Molecule: messenger RNA, 1083 nt
Organism: Syzygium oleosum
Lineage: Eukaryota; Viridiplantae; Streptophyta; Magnoliopsida; Myrtales; Myrtaceae
Product: expansin-A23-like
Exons: 4
Coding region: 1-1083 (360 amino acids)
Biological process (GO): plant-type cell wall organization
Cellular component (GO): extracellular region
Source: RefSeq, a predicted model, not a curated record
AUGAAUGUUUUGAUCUCCAGAGCUUCGUUCAUGGUUGUUGACACUCGAGUUCUAUUUCUCUCCUCUAUGGCCAUCCAGAUGUUUGACGAGAUCGGCGGUCCUGGAGCCUCAUCCUCUCCAGAUUGGGAGGACACUCUCCGGAUCUGGAGGUGCCUUGUUGCCAGAGAAGAUGGUCUGACACCUCCCGUUGUGACCUUGAGAAAUGUCCAUCAUGAUGUGCUCAACUCUGGAGCAAGUUGCUAUGAACUUGCGGCAGAUGGAUGUGAAGGGACAAAGAGGAAGGAAGGGGGAAAGACCCGUGAAAACUUGCACAUGAUUUUCUCUUUGUCGAAUUCUUAUCCUAUCCUGAUAUAUUUGAUCUUUCUAGUGUUAGCUAUGGCGGUGGUCGUUUCUGCUAUAGACAGUAAUUGGUACGAUGCGCGUGCAACUUUUUACGGUGACAUGAGUGGUCAAGAAACCAUGCAGGGAGCUUGUGGAUAUGGAGAUCUCAAAAAACAAGGGUAUGGACUAGCGACGGCAGCGCUAAGCACAGCCCUUUUCAAUGACGGACUUAGUUGCGGUGCUUGUUUUGAGAUCUAUUGUACCAACGACCCGGAGUGGUGCAUCCCGAAUGCCGGUUCGAUCAUAGUCACUGCAACAAACUUUUGCCCUCCAAAUUACUCUAAGACAGAGGACAUCUGGUGCAACCCUCCGCAAAAGCAUUUCGACCUGUCUAUGCCCAUGUUCACAAAAAUAGCGUAUUAUAAGGCCGGUGUCAUUCCCGUCCGCUAUCGCCGCGUCUUGUGUUCCAAGCAAGGAGGAGUCAAGUUUGAGAUUAAGGGAAAUCAGUACUGGACCCUUGUGCUAAUCUAUAACGUCGGUGGCGCCGGCGAUGUGAAUGCCUUGAAGAUCAAGGGCUCAAACACCCAAUGGAUUACUAUGACUCGUAACUGGGGGCAAAACUGGCAGACUAGAAUUGUUUUGACGGGGCAAAGUUUGUCAUUCCAAGUCACUGUGAGUGAUGGGACGACGGUAGAAUUUGAUAAUGUAGCGCCUGCUGGAUGGCAAUUUGGGCAGACAUAUGACGGAAGCAAGAACUUCUAG